UACACACACACACACACACACACAAAACACAGGCUGCAUAUAGUCUGCACACACACACACACAAAUGCGGGGUCCUCCCAAACAGAGCCUCUUUCACCGUGUGAGUCAACAAGAAGUAGCCUCGACACCGUAGGAAACUGGGAAACAUUGGACCUCUGCUUGUUGGACGAGAAGGAGGAGGAGGUGUCUUGUCUGCCCGCCUGCUUUCUCGCGCUCUCUCUCUCUCUCUCUCUCUGUCUCUCUCUCUCUCGCUCUCUCUUUCUCUCUCUCAAUCAGCGAGGCUACUGCCACCAGAGCCAAGAGUUGCCGUUCCGCGCACCGAUGCCAAAACGCGCAGGAGGAGUCAGUGCCAAAGGGUCAUUUUAGCGCACCACCGCUGAAAUCGAAGGACUGUAGGGAAUCCUAGAAUAAACAGCAGCCAUCUGACCCUACAUGAUAUAAUCAUAUCAUUAGAAUUAAGAGAAAGGAGCCAAAUAAGAGCCAGUACAUAUCACCGGUGGAGUGCACCGUACUUCAUCUGUCACCACGGUCGCUGCAGAGGUGGGCAGUCCGGGAUUUUUUAUUUGAAAAAAGGUCAAAAAAAAAAAAAAAAAAAAACCCUACCUGCGCACAUAUCAGCUCAUCGGCCACUAUUAGCCAACUGCUUCCUAAAACUGCACUUUGGCUUCCUCAAUUCAGGUGUUGCGUCCUCCGAAGACGCUGCCGGACAUUUGUGGGCAAACUGGUCUUCCAUCCUUGUCGCGCUCCCGUCCGACUCUUCUUCACCUUCCGAAACGCGCAUCCAAAAAAAAAAGUUGCGGCUGAAGACUGUGAAUAAUAGCAGAGGGGAUUAGGAGGAGGGAGAGUUGGUCUCCAGCGAUCCAGAGAGGACCGACACCACGGUCCAAGCCGACUCCAAGUGCCGUUCACCGGGCGAUGCCAGAGUAAAUGCCGGGGCAAUGUCCCGCCGCAAGCAGGUGAACCCGCAGCACUUAUCAUUGACGCACAGGGAGACAAUACAAGCAGAGGCCAAUCAUGAUUCAGGGGCGGGAUCUCCAUCUCCAGAGCCAUCAACCCCCAGCCCUCGGAGGGUGGGUCCAGGGGAGCAUGAUCUGCUGACCUGCGGCCAGUGCCAGACCAACUUCCCCCUGGGCGAUAUCCUGGUCUUCAUCGAGCACAAGCGCCGUCUGUGCCGGGGCCCCGGGAGCGGACCAGGCUCUUUCUCCAAGCCUGGGGAGAGCGGCGGGAUCGCGGGCAUUCCCAUUUCUCCCAGGGCCAGGUCACUGGAGCUUGGUAGAGGGUCCAUUCCGGUGGAGGUGGGCGUCCAGGUGACCCCCGGAGGAGAAGAGGAUGAGGAGAGGAGGCUGACGCCGGCCAAGGGAAUCUGCCCCAAACAGGAGAGAGGAGAUAAAGAUGAGCCAUCCAGCUACAUCUGCACUACCUGUAAGCAGACCUUCACCAGCGCCUGGUUCCUGCUUCAGCAUGCACAGCACACUCAUGGCAUCCGCAUCUACCUGGACAACCACCCAGUCAACUGCUCCCUCACUCCCCGCAUGGCUCUGCCUCCGCCGCCCGGCGCUGAUGCCCUGCCCCGCUCCCCUCUCCCCACUUUCCUCGGUGACACCAACAACCCAUUCCACCUCCUCCGCAUGGCCGCGCCCCUGCUCAGGGAACACCCCCCUCCUCCGGGGUACAUGGAGACCCGGCUGCCUGCAACACCACCCUUUGUCAGCCCUCCACCUCCCCCAAGACCCCCUCUAGAGCGGCUAGGUCCAGAGGAGAUGGGGCUGCUGUCCCAGCACCCCAGUGCCUUUGAGAGGGUGAUGCGGAUGACCCCCAUGGAGCCCCCCUCCAUGGACUUCUCCCGACGUCUGAGGGAACUGGCGGGCAACACCACCAACAAUGGGGGGCCCACGCCCCCUCUUUCACCUAAUCGUGUGCCACCCAUGCACCGCCUGCUGAGUCCCACGCUUUUCCAGCCUGGCGCCAAGCCCCCGACGUUUCUUAGCUACACCCCUCAGCCACCCACCUCUCAGGGGGGACAUGGUUCUUCCAGCUCUCCUGACAACCAGGGUCCAAACCAGGCCCCAGGGAAAGCAAAAUCCUGUGAGUUCUGUGGCAAGAUUUUCAAGUUCCAGAGCAACCUGAUCGUCCACAGGCGCAGCCACACAGGAGAGAGGCCGUACAAGUGUCACCUAUGCGACCACGCCUGCUCCCAGGCGAGCAAGCUCAAAAGGCACAUGAAGACACAUAUGCACAACAAGUCUGGGUCUAUGAGUGGCUCCCCGGAACAGGGAAGUAGAGGAGAGGGAGGAGAGGGUGAAGAAAAGAUCCGGGAGGGAGGUUCAAGAGGGAUGGGAAUGGACAAUGAGGAGGAAGAGGAGGAAGAGGAAGAGGAAGAAGAGGAGGAAGAGGAAGAGGAGGAAGAACUGAGAAAUGGAAGUCGGCCAGAUUCCAACUUAAGUGAGGACUCUCAGGAGUUCAGCCAGAACAGGGAGAAUGGCCCAAGACAGUCUCCCGAUGACAAGCCCCUGAGCAGGGAUAGAGUAAAUGACAGUGGCGGGGUGGGCAUCAUGCACCCCUACAACCAUAUGGACAAUCAUCUUAGACUUAACCCUAAUAAGAGAAGCCUGGAGAGACAACCUAAUGGAGAUGGUGGAGAGAGGGGUGAAGCAGAAAGAGAAAGAGAGAAUGAGAGGGAGCAGGACAGAGAGCGAGAUGAGCAGGAGGACCAGAGGCCUGUGAUGAAUGGCAGAAUUAGUGUAUCUGAAGCAGACUCCUUCCCUGGGUUGUUCCAACGUCGGCCCACCCCCAUCACCAGCCCGAGCCCCUCAAACAACAAGAGGAUCAAGAUUGAGAAGGAACAGCUGGAGCUUCCCCCAACCAUACCCCUUAUCUCCCCAGAGAACGUCUACUCUCAGCUCCUGGCUGGCUACGCUGCUUCACGCCACUUCAUCAGAGAACCCUUCUUGGGAUUCACUGACUCCCGUCAGUCGCCGUUCGCCACCUCCUCCGAGCACUCCUCUUCAGAGACGGGAAGUCUCCGCUUCUCCACCCCACCUGGCGAGAUGAUGGAGGGAGGGAGCGCUUCGGGCCGCAGCGGCAGCAGCACUCCUCACCUCCUGCGGGGACCGGGACCGGGGCGGCCCCCGAGCUCCAAGGAGAGGAGGAACGACACCUGCGAGUACUGCGGCAAGGUGUUCAAGAACUGCAGCAACCUGACGGUGCACCGACGCAGCCACACGGGGGAGCGGCCCUACAAGUGUGACCUGUGCAGCUACGCCUGCGCCCAGAGCUCCAAGCUGACACGCCACAUGAAGACCCAUGGGCAGUUUGGAAAAGAGGUGUACCGCUGCGACAUCUGCCACAUGCCCUUCAGUGUCUACAGCACACUGGAGAAACACAUGAAGAAAUGGCAUGGCGAACAUUUGAUGGCCAGUGAGGUCAAACUGGAGCAGGCGGACAGAGGUUAAGCCAGCAACCAUUACUUAUACAGCCUACAGUGUACACAAGCAAACACUCUCACACACACACACACACACACACACACACACACACACGCACACAAAAGCACACACGCACACACAAAUUCCCUAUAACCACUUCUUCAGCUAUGGGGCUUGGCUGGAUAAUCUCUCUCUUAAAAAAAUUUUGAGACUGAUUGAUGUUCAUCUUUUUUUCUUGUCACAGAAACUGCCACCUGAGAAUAUAAACAAAGGGAAACUUUAAUGAGAACUUGUCUGGAAUGCCCAACUUGGUGUUUCUUGGCAAACUGUCUGAGGAUUUUAUCAGUUAGGAAUCCAUGGAGCCUUUCUACUGUGCAAUAAUUUCUGUAUUUAUUGGAUUUUUGUAAUGAUAUUUGGCAUGUGCAGGUACAUCUUUGUGGGAUUUCAUAUGGAGUUAGUUUUGAAAUGUGCUAAAAAAAAAAGAAAAAAACUUUUUUUUUUCUAAAAUGCGAUAACUGGAAAGAAGUCACCCUUAAUACAAAUUUUCUCUUUUUUUCCUUUAAGGAAGCUUAUCAUGUGAGAGUAAAAUUGUGUGAAGCAGUUAGCUUUUAAAAGUAAAAAUAAUUGUUUUCUAUAUUAACUGCAGCAGCGGACUACAAUCCAUUCCCUCAUACAGGCCUAAAGCACUGAAUGUCAGCCUGACAAUAAAACAUCGUGCUGGAUUUUAAAAAUCCAACAUUGUCCUAUAGACCUGAUAAGUUACUUUUAAUUUAUUCAGGGAAUUUGUCCUUUUUUCUUUUAAAUAUUGGCAUGUGAAUAAUAUCAAAAAUGUAGUUACUGUAUCGCUGUCCUUGCUUCAGUCAGGACAUAAAUAAAGGUUGCACUUAAUGGAGGUACCCUUAACUGAUGCUCAGAACAUUCCCAGUGUAGGAUUAAAGCAACAUAUUUAAUAUGUUGAAUGAGUUAAGACUACUUGUGAUUAAUGUGAGAAGGAGAACAGUCCUGUUUAUGGUUUGUAAAUAUAUUCUUUUUUUAAUAUGUUAAAGUAGCCCCGACUGUACGUGAAAGAUGGCCUAAAAUUAAACAAUCAGAAGACCAGCUGCUUGCAUCAUCCACAGUAUAUGCUAAGUGUAACUACCAUACAUUAUUGCUUUAUCAGACCCACUUGAUUACCUCCCCCACUCCCCCACCUCAUGUGUGCUUACUCAAAGGCAAUUUGUUAACCGAAAGCUACUUCAACAAUUGUAACACUUUCUGAAUCUUUCUCUCUCUCCCUCUCAUGUCUGGCGUGGCAUCUCUCUCUCUCUCUCUCUCUCUCUCUCUCUCUCUCUCUCUCUCUCUGACCCAGGCUAACUUCCCCAUGUCCCCUUAGGACCCACGAAAUGGUUUCAAAUGAAAUUCAUAUCAAUAUGUGUUAGCGUGUGUGUGUUCUUCUCACUGCAGCGUGCUCUAAGCCUCUCUCCGACGACGUCUUUUCACAGUUCACUAGCUCAGAUUCAUGCAUUAGAGCGGCUUUUAAAAGGGAAGCCUGUUCAUUCGCCUCACAAAGUGAUAUGGGUUUAACUCCCAGUAACAGAUUUUGAGACAGUGUGCAUGUUCGUGACUUUUGGGGAUUACGGUUUUUAUUUUCUGCAUCGUUCCUCCUGAAAUGAAUCUGGUGCAAAGCAAAAAAAAAAAAAUGGCUAUAUGAGUUAUGAUAAUUUUGAGCACAGCUGCACAGGGGGAUGGCCGGGCGACCUUGAGUAGGGGCUAUUCUUAUGGUAAAAAUGAAAGAUUGGAACUAAGAAAUGAAGGGAAAGAGAGCAAGACCUUGACCAGGGAGAAGAGUCAUUCAAAUGAAAUUGGAAGCAUAUGAAAAGUGCGUUUCUUUUCUUUUUUUUUUUUAUUUUGUACCCAAAAGCACAUCUAGUGGCCACAUCUUAUAACGGACCAUCAGAGUGAGACAGAGUGAGCAUGAGAGGGAGGGAGACAGCAAAGCCACAUGAAAGGAGAUUGAGACUACAUCUUUCAUUUUACUACUGCAAUUCUCAGUCAUCAAAAUCAUCUUCACUUGAAAGUUUGACCUGCUUUUUUUGGCCUAUUGUCAGGUUUUAUGUGCGCCAUUUUGUUUUGAUAGAAAAAGGAAUAUAGUGUACCUUCACUUCAAAUUUCUCUUAUUGAGGUUGCAGAGAGGAAAUGAUGUUAAGGCCACAGUAGCUCUCCAUAAGCUAUUCAGUUACCAUGUAGAUCAAUAUGUUUUAGUGAAUUUAACACAAAAGGCGACGGCGGCUGAAGAGAGUUUGCUUACAAAUGUUGAUGCAUGAGUGCAUAAAAUCAGAGUCCUUUUGUAAAUGCACAGUGUAUUCAUCCCAGGAGAAUUCAGUUCAGAGUUAGGCCAAAUGAGCCAAUACGACUAUGAAAUACAUCACAUUGAAACGAGGAACCGUGGAACCCUGACAGAGAUCCAAAUCACACAUGGACAUUCAGUCUUACAAUAUGUUUACAGUGUUGAAGUAUGCCAUUGAUGAAAUACUCUGUGUAAGUGUUUAAAAUGAUAAUAAAGUAUUGUUUUCUCCAAUGUUCUUUCAAAUGUUUUUGAAUACCAUAGCAGUUUUGUAUGAUUAUCCUGGUGGAGGGAUUUUAUCUUCAUGAAUAUGUUUCUGUAUGAUUACUUGUUCACUGUAUGGGAAGACGAUUUUUUAAAAAUGUAAUAUUGCAGAAAUCAUGCCAGAUUAUUAUUAUUUUUUUUUUAACAAGAGUGGUGCCAUUAUUGACUUUUGGUCUCUUCAGUCUUUUUUUAAUUAUUUUAUUUUAUUUUGAAUUUUUUGAACUGUUGUGGGUUUGGUGAAGCUAUCCCUCAAGGAUGUAAAACAAAAAUAAUUUGACGAAAAAUGAGAGGAAUGAAUCUAAAAGCUGAACCUUCGGCAGGGGAAUACAAUGGUUUGUGAGGGAAUGCUUUAUUUCAAAUUCAUUCUGAGACAUCCAUGGACGUUAUGUUUUUUGCUGUUUUUCCUCAUGGUUGGCUGAAGGUCUUGUGAUGGCACUUACAGCUAUGUAAUUUGAAAUACAUUUUCAUAUUUCACUUUUCACAACUUUCACUUACACUCUUUGUACAAAAUAGUUUCCUUGUUCUUUUUGGGGGGAGUGCAUCAUUGUGAAAAAAAGUGAUGUCAGAACAGUACACAUCUGCUGUUUUGAACAUAUAUGUAUUUUUGUAAUGUGUUGAAAAAUCAAUACAAGAAAGCCAACACUUCAAUAAAUGUUGCAAUUGCUCUAUGACUGAAA
Messenger RNA from Lates calcarifer (barramundi perch), 6689 nucleotides. It is a transcript of the gene bcl11bb, whose product is annotated as BCL11 transcription factor B b. Gene Ontology annotation, molecular function: RNA polymerase II cis-regulatory region sequence-specific DNA binding; DNA-binding transcription factor activity. The coding region runs from base 939 to 3452 and encodes 837 amino acids. The record is from RefSeq and is a predicted model, not a curated record. Gene Ontology annotation, biological process: positive regulation of transcription by RNA polymerase II. Lineage: Eukaryota; Metazoa; Chordata; Actinopteri; Centropomidae. The transcript is spliced from 3 exons. Gene Ontology annotation, cellular component: nucleus.